GGAACGCGGAGUGAGAGAAAUGUGAUGCCCCACGUUGAAGGGCCUGCUCAGGGGGCGUUACGCAUGAGUAAGCAACCUGACCAACAUAUUGUAGAAAGGAGGAAGUGGAAAGCUUCGCUUUCGUUAUUGUCGUUUCUUAAGAAACACGCAGGCGCUGUCUGGGUGCGAACACCUUUUCCUGUCUUAAGUUUUUAUCGGCAGCUGUUUGCAGCCGCGACCAUGACACAUUUCAUCACAUCGGGCGACUAAAACACGGGACAGACGUGUGAUUUUUCUCUUGAUUAUAGGCCUGUGCUUGGCAUGGUAUCAUGGUUUCACUAGGGCAGGGCAGCACGAGCAAAACCACCGAGAGUCCAGAACCAGAAGAAGAGAUGAGGAAGGGAAAACUACUGAGCCCCUCUCCCGUCCAGUACGGUGCCAUCAACAACAACAACCUGGGGGACACCUGUCCCACUUGUCGAGGAACAGGACGAAUUCCCAGAGAGCAUGAAGACCAGCUGGUUGCUGUAAUACCAUGUAAUGAUAAAAGACUGAAACCCAGGCGCACGAAACUCUCUGUGUGUGUCUCCAUGGCUACGUGCCUCUUAGUCUGCUGUCUGAUCCUGUUCUUCCUCUUCCCCCGGAGCGUUAUCCUGACGCCCGUGUCUGUGCUGUCUGUAAUGGUGUACUUCACCCCAGAUACAGUUGAAAUGGAGGUCACGAAUCUCGUCAACAUCAGCAAUGAGAACUUUGUCCCUAUACAAAUUGCUGGGUUUGACAUCCAAGGUUUGGUCUCUCGCACAGUCGUGGGUAAGGCCAAGAUAUCUAACAUGACCAUCAUCAAGUCACGUUCACAGAAAUCAAGUUCUGUUCGAAUUGACCUGUCAAUUGUGGACCCAGGCUUAAACUCCUACUGCAAGACCACUUCCUUUAAGAUUCACACUUUGCUUCUCUCACUGCAAAUGACAAUGAAUGUAUCAUAUCUCUCCCACAUGGAGCAAGUGUCUCUGGAUACCUUUGAGUAUAUUGACUGUGGUGACAAUUCAACUAUCCCACACCCUGUGGGAGGUGACGGCCUGAAAAGCAGAAUACUCACUUUGGGAAGAUGAGUACAGGGGGAAGAGGAGUAUUUUCUUGGAAGGAUUAAUCGUCCUAUGUUCUCUGAAAUGAGAGUUGUCCUCAUUUUUACAUGUAAUCUGUACACCAAAUAUCCAGUUUGCACGCCCUUUUUUGUGGGGUUUACUCUCGUAAAGCAGAAGUGUAUAGCUCUCUGUACGUAUUUGUGAAGGAAAGUUAAACUGUGAAGACAGAAUCAUAUUGAAUGCAAGAUUGUUUCUGGACAAUAAUGUGAAAGACAACAAUGUAGAAAAUGCACUGUGCCAUGUUUUCUAUUGUGUGUUGUUUGCCUCAUAUACUAUACCUUUCAGAUUUCAAUGACCAAAAGGAUUACAAUAAAUACUUUCACCACUCAAUUUUCAUUGGGCUGUCAGAAGUUGCCUGUAACUCAAUGAUACGCUAAAUUUGUUGGCAGGAUGAAAUGUAUUUCAUCACCAAGGUUUGCAUGGUUUUGCACUAAUAAUGGCUCCACUUGUAGCACUUGCACAUUAUUAAACAGUAGCCCAACAUUUUUUUUUUGGAUUGGUGUUUUUUGUUCCAUUUGGAUGCAUUCAUACAGGAUGUCUAUUGCAACUGGCUGUCCAUCUAUGAUGUCUGUGUACUUAAAGAAUGACCAUUUACCAAAUACUGGCUUUACACAUUUAUUGUGUCUUUAUAUGUUAAGGGAACAAUAUUACUGUCUAGAUGACGUCAGGUUAAAAAUCUGAAUCAAGUCCAGUAGUAUGUUAAAGCAUUUUUAGCUGCAGACGAAUAUGCUUAAGCAUUGCUAAGACAUGUAUACUAAGACUUUCUUGGUCGAUGAAGUAGUUUACAGCUAAGAAUGAGCUAGAGGAUUGCGAAUGCAAACAGAAAAUCAACCACCUCCAUGUUUGUUUGUUUGUUUUUCUUUAUUCAAUACUAAUACUACCACUUUUACAAAAAAAUAAAUA
Molecule: messenger RNA, 2024 nt
Organism: Lampris incognitus (smalleye Pacific opah)
Lineage: Eukaryota; Metazoa; Chordata; Actinopteri; Lampriformes; Lampridae
Gene: tmem106a
Product: transmembrane protein 106A
Exons: 8
Coding region: 309-1088 (259 amino acids)
Source: RefSeq, a predicted model, not a curated record